Zootermopsis nevadensis is the source of this 1522-nucleotide messenger RNA. The record is from RefSeq and is a predicted model, not a curated record. Lineage: Eukaryota; Metazoa; Arthropoda; Insecta; Blattodea; Termopsidae.
AUGAAGGACAUUCGAGCAUUACUUGGAAUGCAGCUUGUCGUAUGGAUACAUUUAUUCUUCAGAUUUCGCAAACGUGAAAUCGCGCAUCUGCUUGCCCUGACUGAUUCCUUCACCUGGGAAGAACUGCCCACGAAAGAUCCUGAGACCGGGCGCCUGACGAAGGCCGGAUACCUGCCCGUCACUCAGAAAAUUGCAUCACAUGCUUCCGCUCUCAUCUACACAUUCCACUUUGUUCAGAGUUCUGUUCGCAUAGCGACCAGUCACGACAAAGUAUUCCCUGCCUGGUUUCCGUUCGACACAACAGUGAACCCAGCGUACGCUGCUGUAAAUUUAGUACAGGCCAUAGGAUCGCUCUUCAUCACAUGUGCAUUCGCUGGCUUCCUCAGUCUGUACGCUACGUUCAUAUGUGUGGCCUGCAGUCAGCUGGAGAAACUCAGGGCGGCCAUACUGGACAUCAGACAGACAUAUAUCACAUUACAACAGGAGUGUGGGGCAGAGACCAACAAACAGGAUGGAGAGGGACAUCCCCUCACCCCUGAGGAACUGUUCGGUCACAUGCAAAAACAACUGAACGACUGCAUAAGGCACCACCAGCAGAUAAAACGGUUCAUGCAGGCGAAUGAAGAUUGUUGGAACUUCGUACUGUGCGCUUUAUUCCUUCUUAUGCUAUCAGCGAUGUGUUUUGUUGCGUUCUCUGCUAUUACGAGCUGGGGUGACCACGUAGAUGUAUCGCAGGCUGUUGUUAUAUAUUUAGCAAUGCUGAGCUGUCUUUGCGUGUUCUGCUGGCUUGGAACUGAGUUGUCCAAAGAGGCUGAAAGUGUUAGAGACGCGGCCUGGGGGUGCGACUGGGUGGGAACUCCCGUCCCGUUCCAGCGCUGUCUGAUGUUCAUCAUCGCCGCGGCCAACAAGGAGUUUACACUCACGGCUGGCAAGUUUGUUCCAGUCUCCAACAAGACCAUGAUGAAUAUGAUGAACCAAUCCGCAUCUUUCUUCAUGUUUCUUCUGAACAUGAAAGACAAAAACAUAAAAGAAAGUGGCACCGAAUAGAAGAACAAUCUGCAAUGUGUAGCAAAAUCUUCCUCACAGCAUCAAUUCCAUUUAUUAAAUGCUAUCUCAUAUCAAUUCUAUUCUACACGUCUUACUAGCGCCGAAACACAUAGACCUCCUAUAACCUCAACUGAAAAUUACUUCCGAGGAAGAAUCGACCACUGCUCUCUAACACAAUAUUUUACCGUCAACACAUUAAAAAUGCGAUAAAUGUUGUAGCUCAUCUAUUUAAUAAUAUCUCUAAAUGGCCUUCAAUUUGUGGCGCUGCGGGCGUUCUUGGAAACUGAGCUGGGCCAGCGCAAUGUCGACCGAUGUGGUUCUGCGCACACACAGGGAUAUUAUCCCAAAUGAGAAUGUAUAGCUAAUUACUGUCAUUAUGGACCCCACUCCCUGAAGCACUAUAGCCUAUACUAGGCAUAAAUCCAAAACAAUUUGGAGCACAAAGCAAGAUAAUAAGUUUAAAAAUAAAGAAUGA